GCACACCGGACCAUCCUCCAAUUUUCCAGUCUCUCAGCCUCGAGACGGCACACCAUGCAGAUCCCACCGGUGAACACUUGGGACUGAAGAUGUGGACGCCACAAAGACUUUCAUUUGUCAAUCGCCUUGCCGAGAUGGAGAUGGUAGUCUUCAGCCGCACUCGUAACUCGUAUUCCUGAAAGACGGAUCAAUGCGAGGCUGCGACAGCCUCAGCAAUGGGCGAUAUGUUCACAUAUUUAGGAAACCGUGGCUCGCUCAAAAUUCUCUCCACGUCGCUAGUCGUUGAGCUUGAUUGUCAUUCAUAGCGUUUUUCGUUCAGGAUCUCUCCUCGUUGACAAAACACACUCGCUACAGCAAUGUACACAUCAAUCGCUCUCAUCGCCCUCGCCGCCGUCUCCGCGGUCCAGGCCGGCUUGUCUCCCCAGCUCGUCCGCCGCCAACUCCAGGAACUCUCCUGCGCGGAAUCCGGCCUGAAAGAUUGCGGCGACGGAUGCAUCUACCUGUCCUACACGUGCUGCCCUAGCGGAGGCGGCUGCAUGCCAGGCACCUACUGCGACGGCGACGGCUGCUGCCCCGAUGGAGAAGUCUGCAGUGGUGGAGGAGGCAUCAUCACCAUUCCCGGCGACAUCAUCGACGUCACAUCGACCCAGACCAUCGACCUCCCUGAGGAGACAAGCACGAGGAGGAGGACAACUACUACAACCGACGAUGACACCGAGACUUUCGACAUCCCAACUGCCACUGCGUCCCCUUCGUCUUCCCCGUCCAGGACUAGGACUCCUCCCGCUGCCUCUGCCUCGCCUACCAAGCCUACCAACGGAACUGGAAGCCCCACCGCGGCGCCAUCGGCACCGCAGUUCCCCGGAGCCUUACCCGGAGCCGCUGGCAAGAACGUCAUCAAUCUUGCGUUCGCGUUCUUGCCCCUCCUCUUCUUUUAAGCGAUGUCGGUGAAAGAGAGAAGAGGAGUUAGUGGAAUGGUUAAUGCUUUUGAUAUGAUGAUAUCUGGGUUGGAACUUGGGAUUGUAAUGGAGUUGGCAGGUUGCUCGAUACCUCAC
Westerdykella ornata is the source of this 1055-nucleotide messenger RNA. RefSeq lists its product as uncharacterized. The record is from RefSeq and is a predicted model, not a curated record. The coding region runs from base 357 to 938 and encodes 193 amino acids. NCBI's taxonomy places the organism in Eukaryota, Fungi, Ascomycota, Dothideomycetes, Pleosporales, Sporormiaceae. The transcript has a single exon.